UUAGAUUAACACAAUGAGUGGCACAUGGACUCCAAUAAAAUGUUCUAUACUUUUGAAAUAACAAAUCUCCUGCAGCUCUAUAAUUUGCAGCAUUAUCUGUAAUAAACUGUACAAUGUUUGCAGGCCCAACUUCUUGUACGACAUUAUCAAAAACAUUGAACAAAAUCUCAGCAGUUUUAAGAACAUCUGACAAGUUAAGAGAUUUCAAGAACAUUGUACUUUUAGGGCAAUAAACAAGAAAAUUUACAAGUGUUCUUGACCUUGUAUCAGUCCAUCCAUCUGACAUAAUGGAACAACCUGUUUCCUUCCAACAUAAUUUCAACUCAUCGCAAUGUUCAAACACUUCUUUGACUGUAUCCUGGAGACACAUCUUUGGAUGUCCAUGCUAAAUGGUGUUUCAUUCUAUUAAUCACUCCCAAAAAUGUAUUCCGACAAAAGCUACAUUUGAGUUUCAAGCGGUUAUUCUCCUUCACCCUUUCGCACCAUUGCCAUGUAGGAUCCAUAUCUUCAAAAGAAAAAAAAAACGAAAUCCUAUGGUAAACUUAAUGAAAAACAUUCAAAAUCUUUUAAUCUACGGUUGUACGGUAAAAAAAUAUGAAUAUAUGGUAAAAACAAGAGAUUUCAUACCUUAUGAAGAAGAAAUGAAGAAAACCCCUUUCCUCCCAACGAAAAUCAACCACCCACGCACAAAUUGACCCCUUAAUCUUCUAUUUCACAGUGAAAAUGGACAAUCUCCUUCCUUGACACCAGUAUCCGAGCGUGAGAAAUGAAGAACGAAGGAUUUUCUUAAAAAAGAAGUCGAAUAAGUAGGUCUCGGACCCCUUUUUGCGAAAUCAGCCCGUAUCGUAUGAUACGGGCCCUGCGUGCGAUACAGGAAUGAUACACCCCCUAUUACGAUACGAGGGGUGUAUCGUACCAUAAUUUUAAAACGGUGCAGUACGUAUCGUACGAUACAGGCUCGUAUCGUACAAUACGUGCAACACUGGAUUUAGCACCAGAAUCGUACCUGAUCUAGCAAUUUCAAUACCAAGAAAAUAUCUUAGUUUGCCAAGGUCUUUGAGAUCAAAUUCAACAACCGGUAAAACCUUUAAUCUUGUUAUCUCAUCUUCAUCAUCACUUGUAACCAAUGUUAUAAAAGGCAUAGCGUAUUGUGUAUCGUUUGGGUCGACCUAUACACCGUAUCGUAACGUAUCGUAAAUGUAGCGUAAUGUAUCGUAAAUUAGUUUUUUAAUUCAUAAAAAUAUUUAAAAAUAAAAAAAAUAGAAAAAAAUUGAUAAAUUAGGAAAAGCAAAAAAUCUGUUAAAAAAGUCAUGUUUUAUAUAUAUUUAAAAAAACUCAUCACAUCAUUCAUAAGCCAUAAUAUAUUAACCAGUGUUGUACGUAUCGUAUGAUAAGACCCCGUAUCGUACGAUACGUACCCUGUAUCGUACGAUACGUACCUCCUAUAGUACAAUACGUACCGUAUCGUUUUAAAAAAAGGUACGAUUCACCCCCCGUAUCGUAAAUAGGGGGUGUAUCGUUCCUGUAUCGCAUGUAUUGUGCGAUACAGGGCCCGUAUCGUACGAUACGGGGGUGAUACACCCUGUAUCGUACGAUACAGACUGAUUUCGAAAAAGGGAGCCCGAGACCUACUUAUUCGGCUUCUUUAUGAAAAGAAGCAUCUGUUCUUCAUUUCUCAAGCUCGGAUACUGCCGUCUGGGAGGGCGAUUGUCCAUUUUCACCAUCAAAAAGUUGAUUUUCACCGUGAAAUCGAAGAUUAAGGGGUCAAUUUGUGCGUGGGUGGUUGAUUUUCGUUGAGCGGAAAGAGGUUUUCUUCAUUUCUUCUUCGUAAGGUAUGAAAUCUCAUGUUUUUACCCUGUAUUCAUAAUUUAUUACCGUAUAAUCAUAGAUUGAAAGAUUUUGAGUGUUUUUCAUUAAGUUUACCAUAGGAUUUCGUUUUUUUUUUUUGAAGAUAUGGAUCCCACAUGGCAAUGGUGCGAAAGGGUGAAGGAGAAUAACCGCUUGAAACUCAAAUGUAGCUUCUGUGAGAAUAUAUUUUCAGGAGGGAUUAGUAGAAUGAAACACCAUUUGGCAAGGACCUCCAAAGAUGCGUCUCUUUGUGUUGGAGGACCAAACAAACAUUUGCCUCCAUAUGUGCGUCAGUAAUGUUUAGAUAUGCUUCAUGCUUUACAUCAAAAGAGGAUACAAAAAGAAAUUGAAGAGGCAGAUGUAGGCUAUAAUGAGCCUUUGGAAGAUGAAGAAGAAGAGGAAGAAGCUUAUGAAUGUGAUGAUGAAGAUGAUAGCAUUCUACGAACAUAUUUGGAGACCUCAAGAGGUAAAAAUUGUAGAGGAAAAUGGAUUAUGUAUGAAGGAGGUCGAUCUGGCGUAACAGGAAGGAAGAGAUGUGGCACAACAGAUAGGGCCAGGCGUGGUAUGCGACCACCUAGUGGUGGAGUUCCUACUGGCAGGUCUAGCGUUGGCUCUAUUAAGAGUUUUUUCCCAUCAUAUACUAGCCCAGGUGGUCAGUCGCAAAUUCGUGCUGUCAUGACAUCUAAAGAUAUGCUAUAUCAAGCACAAAAGAUGGUAGGGAAAUGGUUUUAUGAUGCAUGUAUUCCAUUUAAUGCAGCUAAUUCUUUUCAAUUCCAAGCCAUGGCAGAUGCGAUUGUUUCUAUAGGGCCCGAAUGCAAAAUGCCAUCAUAACAUCAGUUGACGGAUAAAAUUCUUCAAGGUACAGUGAAAGAAGUGCCUGAACAUUGCGAUGAAUUGAAAUUAUCUUGGAAGGAAACAAGUUGCUCCAUUAUGUCAGAUGGAUGGACUGAUACAUGGUCAAGAACACUUGUAAAUUUUCUUGUUUAUUGUCCUAAAGGUACAAUGCUAUUGAAAUCUCUUGACUUGUCUGAUGUUCCUAAGACUGCUGAGAUUUUGUUCAACGUUUUUGAUAAUGUCGUACAAGAUGUUGGACCUGCAAACAUUGUACAAUUUAUUACGGUUAAUGCUGCAAAUUCUAGAGCUGCAGGAGAUUUGUUAUUUCAAAAGUAUAUAUGGAGUCCAUGUGCCACUCAUUGUAUUAAUCUUAUGUUUCAAGAUCUUAAUGAGAUGCAUGAUAUGAAAUCAGCCAUUGACCAAUGUCAAGAGGUAACAAAAUUUAUUUAUAAUCGUGCAUAUGUAUUGAGUUUGAUGAGAAAUUUUACCAAAGGAGUUGAAUUUAUACGACCUGCACAAACCAGAUUUGCCACAAAUGUAUUGACUGUGCAGAGUGUGGCGAAACAAAGAACUCCUUUGAGGCAGAUGUUCGCUAGUGAAGAAUGAGUUGUAUAUCCACAUGCUCAUAAAAGAAAUGCUUCUUUAGUUGUGGAUAUCAUAUUUAAUAAUGAAUUUUGGGAAUCAUGUGUGAAGCUAUUGAAAGUUUGUGUUCCAUUAGUGAAAGUCCUCAGGUUAGCUGACAGCGAGGAUAGGCCUUCCAUAGGGUACUUACAUGAGGCCAUGGAUAAAGCAAAAGAAGGAAUUUGAGACAACUUAAAAGGAAAGAAAAAGUUAUAUAUGCUCAUAUGGAAGAUGAUAGAUAAAAGGUGGACUGGACAACUUCAUCAACCUCUUCAUGCAGCAGCUUACUAUCUAAAUCCUGGAAUUAGAUUUUCUCCUACAUUUAAGGACAGAGAAGUCUUAAGUGGUUUGUUGAAUUGUAUUAACGUGUUAGUGGCAGAUUAUAGAGAACAAGAUGCCGUCAACAAGGAGUUAGAUAUAUACGAUACAUGUUAUCGGGGCAUGGGACAACAUGUCGCUGUUCGAGGCAGGACAACCAUGCGUCCAGAUUUGUGGUGGAAUAGGUAUGAGUUUGAUUGUCCAAACCUAGCACGUUUUGCAAUCCAAGUCUUCAGCCAGACAUGCAGUGCUCGUAGAUGCGAAAGAAACUGGAGUGUGUUCCAACAUAUCCAUAGCGAAAAAAGUAAUAGGCUUGAACAUAAAAGGUUGAAUGACCUUGUCUUUGUUCGAUAUAAUAUGAGGUUGAAACAAAGAGAAUUACAAAAAACAUCAGCAAGGAAGCACACAUCUCAGUUCGAUCCUAUCAGCUUGGAAAACUUUGACGAUCUGGAGCCUUGGAUUGAAGAACCGGCUACAAUAUUUGAUGCUGAAGAUCUUGAAUGCUUCAACCUUGAAGCUGAAACAACAGAAGGCUUUGUUGAUGAAGGAGAGUCUGCUAGUGCCACUGCUGUUGUUGAAUAUGUUGGUGAGGAUCUUCCAAUUUUUGACGAUGAAGAUGAAGAUGAAGAUGAUGAAGAUUAUGAAUGAUGAAUCAUUAUAUGUAUCAAACCACUUAAGAGUUAUGAAUCUAUGGUUGUUGAACACUUGAAUGUUUUAUCACUUUAUGACUUAUGCUUUGCUGAUUGAAAUUGAAUGAUAUUGUUAUGAAUUUUGAUGUCCAUGAAGUAUGAAGGAUGAAUGAUGA
Molecule: messenger RNA, 4426 nt
Organism: Nymphaea colorata (pocket water lily)
Lineage: Eukaryota; Viridiplantae; Streptophyta; Magnoliopsida; Nymphaeales; Nymphaeaceae
Exons: 4
Coding region: 3520-4269 (249 amino acids)
Molecular function (GO): protein dimerization activity
Source: RefSeq, a predicted model, not a curated record